Molecule: messenger RNA, 999 nt
Organism: Eremomyces bilateralis CBS 781.70
Lineage: Eukaryota; Fungi; Ascomycota; Dothideomycetes; Eremomycetales; Eremomycetaceae
Exons: 2
Coding region: 189-983 (264 amino acids)
Source: RefSeq, a predicted model, not a curated record
UCGCUUAAACCUUUCACACUGUGAAUGACUUUAGCGCGCGCUCGGAAGGAGGCUCAUUGAAGAUCGAUGAAUAGCUACUAGACCAUAGUCGAUCCAACCUGAUAGCCUGGUGGUUGCAUGUAUCUAGACUGCGUUUCGACUUGGUCGCGUAUCUUAGCCGUGCUUUUGCCUUCCAUCUUAGGCAUGCGAUGAUGCUGAUGGACGCGAGGAUCAGGUUUCUCGAGGACCAAAUGUGGUAUUGUGCCGACAUCCUUCAUAAAAUGCGCACCGACGUAGCGUAUUACGCGAGCAAGAUCCAAGACAUUCAAUGGGAGAUUGAAGUCGGCAGUCCAUCAUCUCGCCGUCGGAAACGGCUGGCGAAAUUGAAAGCCCGGUGUAUGAGACAGUUUGAAUUCCGGGCACAGCAAGAGAAGCAUGUCCUGGAGAACUUCACCGCUACCCAACGAAGGCUUCAAGACCUUCGAUGUCAUGCCGCCUCUAUGAGGCAGCUUCUGGACCUAUACGGAGGCACUCUACCGUAUGAGAGUUUAUAUCCCCCUAGUCCCUCCCUCGAAGCCAAACACCACGGACCUAGCUCCUCAGCGAUCCCUAAUUUCCAACCAGUAGACGAUCUAGCCUCCCCGCUGGAAUCCACCCGAGAAGAGCGCAGCGGAAGAAGAAAAGGAACUGGUGACGGCAGCGGGAGAGGUGUCUUGGAGAGACAUCCAUCGAGAUCUUUUCUCAACUGUGCUGCUCCUGAGCUUCACUCUCCAUCACACGGGUCAUUGAGCAGUGAGCCAGUCACGAUGCCGCUAAAUUACACCUAUGCGCCGAAUAGCACCGCGAUCUGGGCGAGAGGCACGGUUUCUGUCCCAUUACCACGACGAUUUUCGGCCCCAGUGCUAGAUGUGGCGGGCGUAUCCAGCCAUUCGAACUCAUCUUGCGCUCCGCAGCGUAGUUUUCACGCAGAACCGAUGGCCACACAGCUCCGAGCAAGUUAUUAGAGUUAUGUCGGAACGA